Lactuca virosa is the source of this 1242-nucleotide messenger RNA. The record is from the annotation of a GenBank genome assembly. Lineage: Eukaryota; Viridiplantae; Streptophyta; Magnoliopsida; Asterales; Asteraceae.
AUGGCAUCCUCAUCUACAGGUAUGUAUGUAGCUGUAGAUUUUCAUUACAAUGGAUUCUUUUCGCCAAACCCAUUGGUGUACUUAGACCCCGUAAAAACAAAUGUACGUGAUGUGGAUUUUGGGGGAUUUACGUAUAAAGAGUUUCUUUUGUGGCUUACGAAAUUAACCAAUGGAGCCUGUGAUAAUGUCUACUACUGUAUGCGAAAGGAAAGCUUGUGUGAGGGUAUUAGAAGAAUCAACAGUGAUGCUGAUUAUUGGGAGUUUGUGGAAACUGUUUAUAGUCUGGAGAGUGAUAGUCUUGAGAGUGAGUUAGAUGUGUACAUUGACCACCAAAAUGAACCAAUUCUUGAUUGGGCUGAUAACGAGUUCUUAGCAGAUGGUAAAGGGUAUGAGUCGGAUGAGUUGGAUGCAGAGGAUGACAAGGAUUCUGAAGUUUCAGAGACAAUGGAAUAUGAACAUGAAUGGGAUGAUGAAGAGGAACAUACUUUUGAUAAAACUGUUGGAGACCCAUUCUUGGACAAACUUUCAGGACAUAUUAGUGAUGAUGAUGAAGAGGAAGCAAACAAUGGGAAGCUUAAGGAUGUUGUGUUCCCUGUCCAUAAUGAGAAUCAAGAAUGGGAGCAAAUGGUGCCAGUUUUGGACAAUCCCUAUAGGCCAGCCUUCACCACCAACACCACCGCCUGCCACCGCUUCCUAACCUUCAUCAUUCAGCACCACUGCAACCCUAGACGUCGCUCCCCCUCCUUCCGCCUUAAACAACCCACAUCUGGGCUCUCUAUCUGUUCAAAAACAGACGCAGCAACCACGAUUGGGAGCUUGCUUUGGAACGAAAACUUGGAUCUUGGAAAGGAAAGAAAACCCAUAUCAUCUUUUCAACUGGAUGACAGAAGGAGUUUUGAUGGUUUUUAGCAAGGCCGUGGUUAGAGGUCAGGCUACAGAUUUUGAAGGUUAGUCCUAUGAAAAUCGAAUUCACAGUGUUUGAUCUUGAUAUUGAUGAUGAAAAUGAAGGUUUUUAUACAAAAAAUGGGAGGGAAGUACAAGUUCUUUCUUGAUUCACCCAAAUUGUUGUUUUUUAUGCUACUAUCUCUGUUCUGAAUACGACCUUUAGUUUAACUUCUAAUAAGAGGGGUACAUGUGUCAUUUUUCUAUUGUGUAUCAACAAAAACUUUUGUUUUCUGAAACAAAACCCUAACUAUAUGUAUUAUCUUAUACAAAUUACAACAUAUAAAUAUUAUGAGGGAC